AUGUGCACCAGCGGCAGGCGGCGCCGAGAGAGUCGCAGUGCUGCGCCUGUCCGACGGAACACUAAUCCCACCCCCAGCGCGGGCUUGGAAGCAGAGAAGCAAGAAACACAGACACUUAUUGUCUCCAAGAAACAAUGUAUUAACAAGACUGCUGAAUCUGAAUUCAGCAAAGUUCCCAAUUUCAAUUUUAGUUCAAAUGUUCCAGAAGAUGGUGUCUUCAAAGCUUCAAAUCCAAGGUCUACUAAGAAAAAGGAGCCUCUUUCUAGGAAGACGGCAACAAAUGUGAGAGCACCUCUGAGCCGAUACAAAGUGGAAGCAGAACUGAAGACAAAGAACCAAGUGUUGGAAACUGCCAAACAGAAGCUACAUUUACAACUAGCAGGAGCCCAGGAUACUAUAAAGGAUCUGAAGGAAAAAAAUGAGGUCCUGGAAGAGGAAAUUGAGAAGCUGAAGGAAUUUAAAGAGAACUGCAUGUUGAUUUUAGAAAGCAGAAACAUUGAUCCAGUUACAGGUAACAAAAUAUUGGAAGAGGAAGAAAACAUGAAGGAGUGUCAGACGCAGACAAUGUUGUUGACAGAGAACCUUAAGGAAAAAUUGCAACAAUUCAGUCAAAUGGCUGCAAAGCAGAUGGAAGAACUUCAGAUGGCAAAAGAGAAGUGGAAACUGGCUGGCGAGGAGAGGGACCCGUUCCUGGAGAAGCAGCUCCCCUUUCAAACGGAAAUGGAAGAGUUUGCAACUGUCCUUAGUCAGGUGGAAAACCUCAUGAAUAUGUAAGAAGGAAAGAGUCGCUUCUGUCCCGGCUUCUAGGCGCAGGGACUUGGAGCUGGCCUCUCCGGGGCCGCAGGACGCGGAAAUUCCCCCUUGUCCGCCGGACUGGUGUGUGUGUUGUUGCUUCCCCUACUUGUCCAGCCCAAUAAACGGGCGGGCCGGGCCGGGCUCGUGCCCGCCGCCACACCCUCCGGC
Molecule: messenger RNA, 963 nt
Organism: Alligator sinensis (Chinese alligator)
Lineage: Eukaryota; Metazoa; Chordata; Crocodylia; Alligatoridae
Gene: KNSTRN
Product: kinetochore localized astrin (SPAG5) binding protein
Exons: 9
Coding region: 1-774 (257 amino acids)
Biological process (GO): mitotic sister chromatid segregation; spindle organization; regulation of attachment of spindle microtubules to kinetochore
Cellular component (GO): kinetochore; mitotic spindle; microtubule plus-end
Source: RefSeq, a predicted model, not a curated record